Molecule: messenger RNA, 183 nt
Organism: Sclerotinia sclerotiorum 1980 UF-70
Lineage: Eukaryota; Fungi; Ascomycota; Leotiomycetes; Helotiales; Sclerotiniaceae
Exons: 2
Coding region: 1-183 (60 amino acids)
Source: RefSeq, a predicted model, not a curated record
AUGGGGGAUCCAAGAAGUGGAUUUAGGGUUCUUGAUAGUGGGUGGUAUGGAUGGGGUGGAGAAAAAGGGGAAUGGAUGGAUGGAUGUGGCGAUAUUGAUGGUGAGGUGUAUUGUGUACGGGAUGUAGUUCUGAUGGUUCUAUUAGUGGUAGGAAUGAGAUGGGCUGUUGAGAUACGGCUAUAG